Molecule: messenger RNA, 1770 nt
Organism: Paraglomus brasilianum
Lineage: Eukaryota; Fungi; Glomeromycota; Glomeromycetes; Paraglomerales; Paraglomeraceae
Source: the annotation of a GenBank genome assembly
AUGAAGAGAUUUGGUGUCUCAUACCUCGUAGGCUCGACUAAGGAAUCUUCAAAAAUAGAGACGACUGAAAAAGAUCCUUCCUCCCCCGCUGCUCAAACCGACUAUUCAAUACUAGCGCCGACUUCUUACAAUCCCUGCCCACAAUUUCCUUCUCUGACUCGCUCAAACGCAGAGUUUAGUACCGAUUUUUCUAAUUCGCAUUCACCUACGAUGGACUUUCAAAACUCUGCUGUUGUUACUUCCAACCAACCCACAACAUUUCGCCAGGUUUCCAGCGUUUCUUUUGCAUCUCAGCCAGUUUACCUACCGUCCGAAGGAGAACAAGCAGGAACCGAUCAAACGUCGAGGUAUUCCUCGUACGUAACUCAAUCAACUCCAACCGGUUACGGUAACAGCUUUCGUCGAAACACGAUCGAUUAUGGAAGAUUGUCAAGCUUGUACUCGUACGCUUCUGAUUCAUCAAGAUGUGAAUAUUGUGAGGAAAACGGAGGAGAUGCAGAGAAAGUACGUUGGCGGAGUAAAGAUGACGGCAUGAAUAGUGCAGCGAGUGGAGAAGGGCAAUCGGUGGAGAAUGCGUCGAAGAGUAAUAAUCUUGAUUUUGAGCAGUCGUCAACCGUUCAUUCGGGUAUCCCACUUCAAACAAACACUUUAUCCAAUUAUUCGAAUACUAGUAUAUCUUUACUUCACCCAACAUCAUCUUCCCCGAUAUCAUCUUCCCCGAUAUCAUCUUCCCUGACAUCUCAUUCCCAAAUACCACCUUCCCAAUCACCGUCUUCCCAAUCACCGUCAUUCCAAAUACCACCUCCCCAGUCGCCAAAAACUUCAUCAGAUAUUCCAUUACAAUCACCUACAAACGAACAAUCUUCAACAAUCAGGCAACUCACUUGGUCGCACUCGCGACCAUUUGCGCCGCCCAAACCUCCAUCUGUCAUUCGUGCAACCACGGCUAAUGAUACGUCGCUUGCACCAACACAGCCUUCCGCUUUACCAUCACAACCUAACUCUGCCGUGAAACGCAAAGAUCCAGACACGUCUAGUGAAACACGCUGCCUCUGGGCUGCAUGUGCGGCCGCCUUUAGAUCUAUUGACGAACUUAUUCGUCAUAUUUCUAAGCUACACAUUUCCGGGCGAAGCAAAGGUCUUUUCUGUCGAUGGGCUUCAUGUUCGGCUGAAAAGGAUGGUAGUGACGAAUUGAUCAGUCAUUUAUGUUCGGAUCAUCUUGGGACUAAGGAAUACAAACAUUUGUGUAAAUGGGGGGACUGUAUUGCACGGUUUCAGACUUUCGAUGAUUUAACAUCGCAUUUAAGUGAAGGUCAUGUCGGGAGCGGUAAAAGUAAAUAUGUGUGCUAUUGGGAACAAUGUGAGAGGAACGGGAGACCAUUUUCGCAGAGACAGAAAGUUAUGAGGCAUAUGCAAACACAUACCGGGGAUAAGCCGUAUCAGUGCAAUAACUGUAAUAAACGCUUUUCCGAGGCCAAUAUCAUGACUCAGCAUAUGAGAAUUCACACUGGAGAGCGCCCGUUCAAAUGUCAUUAUUCAGAGUGUGGUCGACAGUUCUCCAUAUCUGGGGCGUUGACUAUUCACCUUCGAAUGCAUACAGGAGAGAAACCUUUCCAAUGUAAGUUUAGUGGUUGUCGGAAACGCUUUGCAGAGUCAUCUAACCUCACGAAACAUGUAAGUUGCUUCGGUUUGUUCCUGUUUGAUUAUCUUGUUCCAGUAAACUCUCAUACUAGUGAUCUUGGAUAUGUAGAUGCGUAUACACACCGGUGA